This is a messenger RNA of Aphanomyces astaci, 2358 nucleotides long. RefSeq lists its product as hypothetical. The record is from RefSeq and is a predicted model, not a curated record. Lineage: Eukaryota; Oomycota; Saprolegniomycetes; Saprolegniales; Verrucalvaceae. Bases 42 to 2306 code for a protein of 754 amino acids. The transcript has 4 exons.
CGCUGGCAAAGUAGUACAGUAUACCUGGCGUCGAUAGUAGCAUGACCGACCGCGCCACGGACCUGCUCUUGGACAAUGGUCAAGCCAAAUGGAACAUUGUGAAACUGGGCACGCCGUCGCCGAGCUGUAUUAGUCACAAGGUCGUGUUGGAUGCGAUUCGAACCGACUACGCCCCCACAGCCCCCAACUCGCUCGUCGCGCUCCGAAAAGCGCCAGUCAAUGCAAAUCCGUACGCGCAAAGGUUUCCUCACAUUCGAAAGGCCCCUCCUCGGCAUUAUAAUCAUCCCCCCAUAUCAACGUCGUCAUCGCCAUCGCCCGAGAAAUCCAAGCCACGACAGACGCAUUCGCCCACGACCCAAGCAAACUUGUUACCCCCUAGACCUUCUACUACCCCCGGGACCACGUCGUUGCCCCCUGCCACCACUGCAGCGCCGAUGACAUUUCAUGAACUCGAGAUCAUCGCGCCCAGAUCCCCCAAGCCUCGCAAACAUCCCACCAAAGCCCCGUUAUCCCUACCAAAACCAUCGUGCUCCAACUCAAUUUCAAAUUGGAAUCACACCCCGCUGGCUGCCGCCCCGCGAUUUGUACCAGGGCUGCGCUCUGACGACUUAAAAGCCAGUCGCCAACUCGCUCGACAACGACAGAACUUGGACGCGACAGCCCACCGACUGAGCAAACACGAACGGAGUGGCCCCACACUUGCAAGCACCCUCAACGACGAACAAUUCAACGCUGACAUGGUCACAAUCACGACCCUAGCCCAAGAUUACGCCACUCUCGGCGACACGACCACGGCGUGGAGGUACCGUGGGUUUGGACUUCGAGCCCUCGGCGACCGGCACAUGCAUUUGUUUGUAAAGAACGUGACGCUGCAGUUCUACAGCGAUGCCGUUGAAGACUUCACCCGGGCAUGUGUCCAAUUUGAAGCGUUGGCGCAAUGGCAUGUGCAAUCUCGCGUCGGUCGGGGCGACGAUGUGCACCAUCACAUCCUGGCCGACGACGAACGGUUGCUCUUGCUUCGCCUCGACCCCACGCACGUGGUGCAGUCGUUUGCAGCCCAUGCCGCGACUACGUCCCUCAAACACGCGUACUUUGCAGUGUCCGAAGCCAAGACCAGCCACACCGGCGUCAGCAUGCACAUUCGGGUGGCGUGCGAGAUGCUUUCGAUCGCGUACACAGCGUUUGCAUGGCUGGACCUGGACACGGUGCACUUGGGGUUCGUGCACUCAAGUAUCGACGCAGCACAGCACCGCGCAAACUUACGCGCGGCCUUGUCGCAUGUGGCCCUCGAACGACAUGCCGCCCUCGAGUCCGAGUGGGCGCGGCACCGCCAGGACUUUAACAAGCAAGCCGAGAGCUUUCUCAACAUCUGCAAGCAAGCUGAGUCGCUUCGCAUCGCACCCAAGGACAGUGUAAGUGUCCUAUCGACCACAGUGGCGGCGUCCAACGUGGAAAAGCGAGCCAUGGCCGCCGUUGUACAGGUCAUGCAUAGUACGGGGGGUAACUUCGUCGUCCGUAGCCACCGAAAACACGUGAAAGAUACGGAACAGGUCAAGAAACUAUCGAAGAAAUCCAACCGUCGCCCCGUGACGCCCUCUCAGACUGCCACGUCGUCGAGUAGAGAUGUCGCGCUGAUCACGCUCUUGGCGGACAAACGAUCUCAGGCCCAAAAGGCGAUAUUCGAUGAAGAUGUCGUGUUUGCGUGCGCAACGGCUGCGACCACCGCGACCGCCAGGGCCUACGAAGCGGCGGAUCGAGAGCGGCAGGCGUGGGCAACUACAAGGCUAGAGUGUGAUGCCAUGGACGAGGAAUGCAUGCUGUCUUUGGCGGUCGAAAUGAAGGGCGAAAGGUGUACGUCGACGCGACAGGAUGGCGUUUCGCGGUAUGUGCUAGGCGUGAUGGGCACUGCAGUACGACGCGUGAUUCGGCAAGUUCUUCAACGAGGGGCAGCUAUCGAAGUCAACGAUGUGGAGGAUACAAUAUCCUCGCUGGAAAAGGAAGCAAAGGAAUAUGCAUUGGUGAAAGCGUUCUUUGCAUCCGAUAUUGAAGCGCAACGAGAGGCCCUAGCCCAUGAAAUCGAAGCGUGCAAGGCCAUGUAUGCCAAGCGCGUGAUCGACGGCGACGAACAUGCCCGGAAGCUGUGUCUGAAGCUCCAUGAACUGGCGAUCGCUGAAGAAGCCAUGGAGGAUUUGGUCUACGAAUCACUGGAGAAGGAAGAGGUCGUGGUGAUUCGGUACCAUCAGCCGUCGUCCAUGUCGCCGCAAGUUUGGGAAGCAUGGGGAGCCGACCCCGAGGAUAAUGUAUGAAGGCUAAAGUAGGUAUGCUUCUUCAUUCUAAUCUAUUAAGCGCAAUUUAGCA